Molecule: messenger RNA, 633 nt
Organism: Strongylus vulgaris
Lineage: Eukaryota; Metazoa; Nematoda; Chromadorea; Rhabditida; Strongylidae
Source: the annotation of a GenBank genome assembly
UUUUAUGUCUUUCGAGUCUAUCUCAUUUUUAGUUUUAUUGGAAAUCCAAUUACGCACAAAACUAAUUAUCGAAAUUAUGUAAUUUACAAACUAACUUCUGUCCGCGUCAUCGACUUUAAACGAGUGAGACUAGCAGAACGAGAGGCUGCCAUGAAAAUGUUCAAGGGAAAGAAAGGACAAAAAGCACGUGAAGCUAUUAAACGAAGCACAAACGCUCCUCCUGAAAUUGAAAAUGGCGAAGUUCCUCGCGUUAGUGGAACUGCCCUUACUCCUGAAGACAGGAUCAAGAUACAAAAUGCCAUCGCAAGCGCACGAUCUCUCGCGGAAGUCGAAUACCUACAAUCCGUGCUUGCCAGCGGACGCAUCCCGGAAAAAGGCUGGAAUAAGCAAAUGCUGCUUCCUAGCGAUCAAAUGCCGAUAACGCAUGAUGGAGGAUUCGUAGCUGAAAGUGAGGAGCAAGGAAGUCCGGAUUUCAGCAGCGGCACUGUGGUAGAGACCAACCCACGCGAUCAAAGUGGAAGUGAUCAUUCUCAGAGAAAUGAUAAUGUCAUAAAUGGAAAUGGACAUCGUCAAAAUCCAACCGAAGGAAGCGGUAUGGAAGUAGACGCUGAUUCAGGAACCCCUCAUUCAUAA